AUGGCGGAUGGAUUGAAGCUGGAGCAGAGGCACGGGAAGAGCCGCGUCAGGGUGGCUAGGGUGUGGAGGGAUGUGAAGGGGGAGGGAGGGGACGUGAUCGUCGAGUGGAAGGUAGGGGUGAGUCUCUUCUCGGACUGCCUCCCUGCCUACACUGGAGGCGAUAAUUCCGCGAUCGUCGCCACGGACACCAUGAAGAACACGGUGAGAUCCUCCCUCCUGGCUUCAUGUUGACUGCAUAUUGUUAAUUCGUCUAUUUUUUUCGGUUGUUGCUGUUGAUGCGGUGUCUCUGAGAGGAUGGACGCAUGUCGUUAUGGUUUUGCGCUGGUAUAUGGCUCAGGUGUACGUGAAAGCGAAGGAGUGUUCAGAUGUUGUUUCGAUGGAGGAGUUCGCAAUUAUCCUCGGCAAACACUUCACCUCGUUUUAUCCGCAGGUCAUUGCGCCUCUUUUCUAUUAUAUGCCAGGAGAAGGAGCGGAGAUCGAAAGUACAGAACUAGAUGCAAUACUGAGGAACUUCCCUUUUUUCUUUCCAUAGGUGACUGCUGCCAUCGUCACAAUCGUGGAGAAGCCUUGGGAGCGCGUCGCCGUAGAUGGGAGGCCUCACAAACAUGGUCUGCUCCUUGCUCCUGUUGUCUCUUUAUUUCUUGGCGCAUAGUCAGUGCGUCUCAUUGAUUGAGCAGAUGCUCAUUGGAAUCUCAGAUCUGUUGUUCACAGUAUUAGACUAUAUUACGUCCUGUGACUUGAUUGAACAUGACGUAUUUUAGCAGCCCUUUUCAUCAAUGUUUCACAUAUUUCCUUUGCAUCUUAUGAGAGUGAAUGUUCUUCGUUCUGGAUUGCAGAGGAUUUUCUUAAUCACGAUGAAUGCCUUCCCCGCAGGAUUUAAACUCGGAUCCGAAAAACACAGAACCGAAGUAACGGUGAAGAAGUGUGGUUCUCUGGAAAUAGAAUCUGGGGUCGAGGGAUUGGCGUUGCUCAAGACCACGAUGGUAAUUUUUCUAUUUCCCUGUUUUCAUCAGAAGCGACGAGCACUCUUGAAUGUGUCAUAGCGGGCAUUUUUUCAGGGUAUCAAUCUGCGUGAUGCAUAAUUUGUGUGAUGUUUAUAUUGAAAUCUGAUCCGUUUAGAUGGAAUCAUAAGUUCGCCAUUAAUUCUGCCUCCUAUUUCAUGACUGGCAUUGGAAUUUAUAUGCAUAAAAAACCAUAUGACCGGAUGUAUCAUUCUAAAUGGCAAGUGAUUGAAAAACCCCACACGACAUUUAAUUCCCCAAGAUAUUUAAUCUGCCUCGACCCGUGGUUCAGAAGCUCAAAUCGAUUAAUUCUCCAAGCUUUUUCCCGGAGCCAAUCAACUGCUUGGAAAUUGGCUUGAUAAAAAUACAAAUUAAUUUCAUAUAUUUUGUGGUGUCGACGAUGAUUUACUUUGCAACAUUAGUCUGAGUUGACUUUUAAAUCUGUCAGCCGACUAUUCGGGUCAACAAGUUCCUUCUUCUUUGCGAUUUUAUAAAUAGCUAUCCUGGCGAUUCAUUACAGGAGAGUUAAGUAAUAGAAGAGCAUCUGUGAAGGGAUUUGCUCAUACAUACCUUACUGUUUCCAACGUUUUAUCCCGUUUUCAUUGCCCUCAAGAGCCCCAAUCAAUACUUGACAAGAUCACUGCAUACAGUCUUGCAUGGAUAUUAAUUACCUUUACAAAAUUGGGCAGUCGGGCUUUGAAGGAUUCGUGAGGGACAAGUAUACGGUUCUUCCAGACACAAGAGAGAGAAUGCUGGCAACGGAGAUCACUGCUCUCUGGAGGUCACUUCCUAUCACAUCAAGCUCCCUCUGCGCAGUUCCUCCCAUUACACCGGUUGCUGAUUCAUGAAAGGCCUGCCUUAACUUCAUGCAGAUACAGCUUUAAGAGGAUCUCCGACGUUCCAGCCAAGCCAUUCUGUUUCUCCAAAAUGCAUGCAGACGCAAAGAAAGCCCUGGUCGACACCUUCUUGGGGCCACCCAACUGCGGCGUGUACAGCCCGUCUGUUCAGAACACGCUCUUCUUAAUGGGGAAAGCUGUUCUCAACAGGUCUCCGCUGACUAAUCGGUGAUGAGAACGGAAUGAAUUCACCCAAUCCUCUUCCCCCGUUCUAAGAAUCAGCCGUGCAUAUGCUCAGGUUCCCGCAUGUGGCGUCGGUUCAUCUCAAGAUGCCCAACAUCCAUUUCUUACCAGUCAACCUGUCUAGCAAAGAUAACGGAACCAUCGUCAAGGUAUGAUCUUCCUUCCGUUGUUCUUGGUUCCUCUGAUGUUGCCAUAUUUGGAAAAAUCUUGGAGAUUCCUGGGAUAUUCGCCCUCAGCUUGCUACUUAUGUUCAUUGAUUCGUGGAGCUUCUGCAUGAUGCAUUGAACAUGUGGGAGUUUGUCUUUCCCAAUAUAUCAAUUAAUCGUGUUCAUAAUCAAAAAUAGGUGGGGGGGAGGGGGCUCAUCUGUUCCUUAUUAAAGAAAUAAGUCAAAAAGGAAUAUUUUGAUCUAGUAACAUGAUAUCCCUCUGUUUUGUUUGCUGUGAUUAUUCUGUGCAGUUUGCGGACGACGUGUACAAUCCGACGGAUGAACCUCAUGGGACAAUCGAAGCGAGCUUGACCCGCACCCUGUCCAAGAUAUAA
Messenger RNA from Spirodela intermedia, 2621 nucleotides. The record is from the annotation of a GenBank genome assembly. NCBI's taxonomy places the organism in Eukaryota, Viridiplantae, Streptophyta, Magnoliopsida, Alismatales, Araceae.